AUGUCUAAACAAGUAUUGAAUACAAUUAUUCAAGAAGUUAAAGCUUCUCGGUACUUCUUGAUCAGUGUUGACUCUACACCAGACAUAUCUCAUAUCGACCAGCUUUCAUUUUGUGUUCGAUAUGUCAACAAUAAAGGGGAACCAGUAGAAAGAUUUUUAUGUUUUUUAGAUCAAAUAGGACAUAAAGCGGAUGACAUGACAAAUGCUGUAUUUAGUGUAUUAAAAAAAUAUGACUUAAAUAUUGAUUAUCUUCGAGGCCAAUCUUAUGAUAACGCCAGCAAUAUGUCUGGAAGUUACGCCGGACUGCAAGCAAAAAUAAAAGAAGCCAAUCCCUUAGCAAAAUUUGUACCAUGCUCUGCGCAUUCCCUUAACCUGGUUGGAACUAAUGCAGUUGAUUGUUGUACUCAAGCCGUUUUAUUCUUCAAUUUACUUCAAAAUGUUUACACGUUUUUCACAGCUUCUACUCACCGCUGGAAAGUUCUAAACGCUUCUGUUAAGGGACUUUCAGAAACAAGAUGGUCUGCUAGAGAUGACGCUUGCCAAUCUCAGAACAAAAACUGGUCUUUAAUUAUUAAUGCAUUAAAUUUAAUGAAUAAUGAUGAUACUGAGAAAACACUUACUCGAAAUGAAGCUAGUGGAAUUCUCAACAAGUUAAAUAAUUUAGAAACUGCAUUCCUAUCUAUAUUCUGGGGUCAAAUAUUACACCGAUUCAACUUAACGAGCAAGAAAUUACAAGGUAUCAAUAUCGAUUUGGGUGUAGUGUGUGAAUUGUAUAAAUCAUUAAUAACAUAUAUCAUUGAUUUACGCUCUGAUAAAAACUAUGAGUAUUUUAAACAAUGUGCAAUUGAAAAAAGUAAAAUUAAGCAGUUUCAAUCCUGUACCAAACGAUUAAAAAUAAGAAAACAAUUUUUUGAUGAAGGGCCAUCUAAAGAAACAACAGUUGAAUACUCUGAUUUUAAAAAUGCUGAAAUACUACAAAAUGAAUAUAAAGAUGAUCUCAGUACUUUAUUUGCUAAUGAAUGUGUUCAUUUUAGGAGCCACUUAUUAAGUAUCGGUGACGAGGCUCCUAAGACUAUCCAGGAUAUGUGUGGUUUUUUGAGAAAAAAUGAUUUAAUAGGAAUGUACCCUUAUAAAGAUGUAUCUCUCAGAAUGCUAUUAUGUCCUGUAAGUAAUUGCUCGACCGAACGGUCAUUCUCAUGUUUAAAACGUGUCAAAACAUAUCUGAGGUCUUGUAUCUCAGCAGAGAGACUCAGUGAUUUAGCUAUUAUGAAUAUAGAAUCUGAUGUAACACCUAAAACUGAAUUUGAUGAUAUUAUCAAUGAAUUUGCUACACUACAAAGUAGAAGAAAAAUUUAG
This is a messenger RNA of Macrosiphum euphorbiae (potato aphid), 1356 nucleotides long. NCBI's taxonomy places the organism in Eukaryota, Metazoa, Arthropoda, Insecta, Hemiptera, Aphididae. The record is from the annotation of a GenBank genome assembly.